CUGCAUGUUAAAUCAUGUGAAAAACUAGCAAUUGCAAGUGCUUGACAUUACCUUCAGAGCCACCCACCCCCCUCCAAUCGACGCCCAACGACCCAAUACCAAUUGAAGUGCCAAAGCUAAAGCGAAAGCUGCCACGCUCCAAGGAAGGAUACUACAUACAGGACAAUACUUGACGACAAUGUGGGAAAACUUUAUUGUAACUCGAAUCACACCAAAGCAUAUUAAACUAACCUAGCCGAAAAGUCGAGAUAGUCGAGCAGCGGUUGCUGCAAUUUGCUGCAUACAAAGAAAAAGAGAAGGGUGAAGAGUGGAAACAAGAAAACAAAACGCACUUGAUAGCUAACAGGGAACGACGGUCUAAGUGCCCAGACAAGGACGCACAUACGCUUCACUUGAGUUGCGGCAGAAGAGUCCUAUUAGCAUCAUGAGUCUGCAAGGAACAUGGAAUGCACUGCCUAAGGCAGCAGAUUAUGAAGGAAAGAUGGCAGGAACUGCUGCAGUUGAUGGCAAGCGACAGCGACUGGAACCAGCAGCAUUGGCGAUGAAAGCAAAAGUACGGCAUCAACGAAAGCAACUUAAACAACAACAACAACAACGACACAAACAGCGAAAAUUAAUGCGGCUGGACACCAGCAAAGCAAUAACAACAACAACAACAACAGCAACAACGACAAGCACGACACUCUGGACGUGGAUAAACAUAUCAGCAGGUUAUAGCCAGCACAAUAAUAAUAAUAACGGCGAGUAUAAUGACGAUGAUAAUGACUGCGACCAACAUAAUCAAGGCACUAACAGCAACAACAACAACAAUAAUGAGACAUUGCCGAUGUUGUCUGGCUCAACAAAUUAUGGCAUUUCCGGCUUCAAGCGGCGGCAGAUUCUGAGCAACAACACCCACCAGGCGAAACAGCAACAAAAACAAGAGGCACGACAGCAACCCACCGGAGCUUUGCUGUGGCACGCCCUCCUAAUGCUGGCCUGCUCAUCAACAAUGGCUCUGACCAUGGCCAGGCCAACAAACGACACAAUCCUCUUGGCCAACAUAAGCAGCACAGACUUAGGGCUACUCUUCAACGAUUCAACAACACCAGUCACAACUGUUGGGAGCCUACCACUGACUACAGCCCUGGCUGUGGCCUUGGGUGGCGCCGAAACUAAAGCUGCCACCAUCGACGAUUUGAGUGAUGAAGAGGCCGAGAGUGCCAGCGAAUAUAUUUUCGAUCGCACCGAUGUGCGCAUUAUAUUCAUAACUCUCUAUACCAUUGUCUUUUGCUGUUGCUUUUUUGGCAAUUUACUUGUGAUAUUGGUUGUCACGCUGUCGCGUCGCCUGCGCUCCAUUACGAACUUCUUUUUGGCCAAUUUGGCAUUCGCCGAUUUUUGUGUGGGCUUAUUUUGCGUCAUGCAGAACUUGUCAAUUUAUCUCAUAGACAGCUGGGUGUUUGGCGAGUUCCUCUGCCGGAUGUAUCAGUUCGUCCAUUCGCUGAGCUACACGGCAUCGAUUUUCAUCCUGGUUGUCAUCUGCAUGGAGCGCUACUUUGCCAUUGUACAUCCAAUUACCUGUAAACAAAUAUUAACGGCCGCCCGUUUGCGGAUGGUCAUUGUAACCGUUUGGAUAACUUCGGCCGUCUACUCAACGCCAAAGUUCGUCUUCAGCAAAACUAUUAAGAACAUACACACCGAGGAUGGUCAGGAGGAGGAGAUUUGUGUCCUAGAUCGCAAAAUGUUCAACUCCAAGCUGUUGGACAUGAUUAACUUUGUCCUGCUGUAUGUUAUACCUCUGCUGGUCAUGACAGUGCUCUACAGCAAAAUUGCCAUUGCCUUGUGGCGUAGUUCGCGUGGCCUGACGUCCCACAUGGCUCAGCAGCACCAUCCGCACCAUCCGCAGCAGCAGCAACAGACGCAGGAUAAUGGUAUGGGCAUGCACAAUAGCAUGUACCAUCAUCACCACCACCAUCCGCAUCCGCAUCAUCAUCAUCAACAGCACUCGCAGGCCACGGGUGGCUCCCUUUCCAGUAGCUUGACGGGUGGUGGCAGCAGUGGCGGUGGCGGUGGCAUUGGCGGCGGUUUGUUGUCCUUGUCACGCCGCCAAAGCAGUAAAUAUGAAAAGCGGGGCGUCAGCAUCACAGAGAGUCAGCUUGAUAAUUGCAAGGUCUCACUGGAGUCGGACCGGCCCAUUGUGUCCGCCUGUCGCAAAACCAGUUUCUAUCAGCAUUCGCACACGCACCACCAGCGUCCUGGCAACAAUGGGGGCGGGGGCGGGGGCGUGAGCGGAGCCGCCCACAUGUCGCACUCGUCGAGCAAAGUGUUGCGCGCCCGGCGCGGAGUCGUUCGCAUGCUGAUAAUUUUUGUGCUGACAUUUGCGCUCUGCAAUCUACCGUAUCAUGCACGGAAAAUGUGGCAGUACUGGUCACGUUCAUAUCGCGGUGAUUCCAAUUUUAAUGCGCUGCUAACGCCACUCACAUUUCUGGUCACGUACUUUAAUUCGGGCGUAAAUCCCCUGCUCUACGCCUUUCUCAGUCGCAAUUUUCGCAAAGGCAUGAAGGAGCUGCUGCUCUGCUCCUGGAAGAAGGGCAAGGGCAAGUCCUCCUCGAACUCAUCGAUGCACCACAAGCGCAAGGCCCUGCAGACAAAGCCCUUACUUCGUCCUGGUCAGCUGCCAUAUCUGUAAUCUUUUGAACAGGAAAGAAUCUGAAACCGCAACUGAAUGAUUGUUCCAAAUGGCUUGGGAAAGUUUUCCGU
Messenger RNA from Scaptodrosophila lebanonensis, 2739 nucleotides. RefSeq names its product trissin receptor. The record is from RefSeq and is a predicted model, not a curated record. The transcript has 11 exons. Gene Ontology annotation, cellular component: membrane. The coding region runs from base 425 to 2668 and encodes 747 amino acids. Gene Ontology annotation, molecular function: peptide binding; G protein-coupled receptor activity. Gene Ontology annotation, biological process: G protein-coupled receptor signaling pathway. NCBI's taxonomy places the organism in Eukaryota, Metazoa, Arthropoda, Insecta, Diptera, Drosophilidae.